CCGUCAUGAGCCUCUUUUCUGAUCAUCUCCAGCAGACUUUCUACGGACAUCUUUCACUAUACUAUUGGGCUGAGAACACAAUCUGUUAUCAGGAUCGGCAAUUUGACACCGUAUAAGUCACCGCCCAUGUACAAUCCCUAUGGACGCAUCUUGCUGCCUAGAAGAUCCGCAAUUCAAGCUCGAUCUCAUUGAUUCGUUGCUAGAUGAUUUAUUUCUGAAACAUGAACCCCAUAAGAGAGGGAUGCCAGUUCUAAACCAAGACAACGCCACCGUGUUAGCGAUGCUCUUUCCGCUCACGUUCAUCAAAUGCAUCCGCUUGCUCGAGUUGAGAGCAAUUCAUCUCAGCCUUCCAGAGCAGGGGCCAGCAGAGGCUAUGGAACGCCUAAAAUUUGCCACUGUACUCGUUAAGGAAGAUGGACUGAAAAUUCCUAAGAAGCGAAAGAAGAUGCAGGCAGCCAGUGACUCCUUUGUCCAUCUACCGAGUUGGUACUGUUCGUGCGCCACCUACCUCCUCCAGUUCCUUGAAUCUACCCAAAUCCCACAGGAGGGGACUAACGGGGGGUAUGGUACCGCGUGUGCCCAAACUAUGUGCUUUGUGGAUCCUGUGCCCUGUUGUGAACAUCUAUUAGCUGUCUAUCUUGUUCUGAAGCACCGUGGAUUGUUUGACAACUCGGUAAGGGUGGAGUUUUUGGACACGGAUGCAUGGAUCAGGCUCAAUAGCGAUGUUUUUUGAUCGCACUUGAUACAACACUUUGUGGUAUGAUUACAUUUCAGGGGUUCAUAUCAAUAUUCGAUUGGGUAGCAAUAACCUCUCGAAGCUAGCCAAUGCUUGCAGCAGAUUAUCCCGCGUCCUUAAUUGAAUUUUAGACCAAGUGUCAAGGUCUGAGAUAUCCACCUACCGUAUCGUUGGACUAUUCGGGCGCAGCUUGUCUGAAUAUAUCUGCCAUUUGCCUGCAAUGUAUGUGUUUGACAGUUGAAUAUAGAUCUAAGUGUUGAUUUUAUAUUGGAAUUCUGCUAAUCCUAUGAGCAUAUACCUUUACAACACUCACUAGUGAAACAAGUACACCUCAAAUAUACCAAAUGAUCCUACAUCUCAACCACACCUUUUACUAAGCCAUGGCCUCUGCCUAGCAUCUUGUAGAUACCAACGUUCUAAACUGAAUUCAAAGGCAACCCCAUUUAC
Molecule: messenger RNA, 1183 nt
Organism: Babjeviella inositovora NRRL Y-12698
Lineage: Eukaryota; Fungi; Ascomycota; Pichiomycetes; Serinales
Exons: 1
Coding region: 140-733 (197 amino acids)
Source: RefSeq, a predicted model, not a curated record